Aricia agestis (brown argus) is the source of this 1300-nucleotide messenger RNA. It is a transcript of the gene Rpn9, whose product is annotated as 26S proteasome non-ATPase regulatory subunit 13. Gene Ontology annotation, biological process: ubiquitin-dependent protein catabolic process. Gene Ontology annotation, cellular component: cytosol; nucleus; proteasome regulatory particle, lid subcomplex. Bases 44 to 1201 code for a protein of 385 amino acids. The transcript is spliced from 10 exons. NCBI's taxonomy places the organism in Eukaryota, Metazoa, Arthropoda, Insecta, Lepidoptera, Lycaenidae. The record is from RefSeq and is a predicted model, not a curated record. Gene Ontology annotation, molecular function: structural molecule activity.
CAAAUAUAAGUAAUCUGUGCCGAACGCUCAGAAUUUUUGAAACAUGGCUUCUGUAAAGUAUGCAGUUAUUGAUGUUCACGAUUUUCUGUACAAAAAACAAACGAGCGACCCUGAAUUAGCUGCAGAAUGGGAAAAACUUGAAGAACUUUACAAUAAAAAAUUAUGGCACCAACUCACAUUAAAACUACAAGAACUUGUCGUCAAACCUUCCCUACAGAAAGAUGAUAACCUAAUUCAACUGUACAACAACUUCCUAACCACAUUUGAGAAUAAAAUAAAUCCUUUGUCUCUGGUUGAAAUAAUCGCUCAUGUUGUAAAACAGUACAGCAACAAGAAGGAGGCCAUUGCUUUCCUGGAGAAGGUGGAGACCAAGGUGAAGAUGAACGAUGAGGCUCUUGCCCUGUGUAAAGUGUUACAAGGACAGAUAUAUCUUGAGGAUUUAAAUGAUUAUGACGCCACAGAGAAGAUAAUCGAGGAGCUGGAGAAUACUCUAGAAGAUGCUGACGGAGUUACUCCGGUUCAUGGUCGAUUCUACAAAUUAGCCUCUGAGUACUACAGAGUUCGAGGUCCUCUAGCCCGCUACUACCGUGCUGCACUUCGCUACGUGGGUUGUGCAGACGGUGGCCAGGCUCUGGACUUGCCUGAGAGGAGAGCUUGUGCGUUGAGACUGGCCUUAGCUGCUGUGCUGGCUCCCUCUGUGUAUGAUCUUGGAGAGCUGCUAGCUCAUCCUAUUUUGGAGUCUCUGCAAGGAACUCCAGAUGCCUGGGCGUGCGAGCUGGUCAAAGCUGUUGCAUCUGGUGAUAUUGUGGCCUUUGAGAAGAUCAGGAGCCAAGUACAAAACCCAGACCUUCAGAGAGCUGACAAUGAGCUCAGAAAGAAGAUAGCUAUUCUGUGUCUGAUGGAGAUGGCGUUCAACCGGUCGUCGGGUCAGCGGCGGCUGACGUUCGCGGAGAUCGCGGCGGAGGCGCGCGUCCCUCACGAUGAGGUGGAGCUGCUCGUCAUGAAGGCGCUGGCCGAGAAACUGCUGAGGGGACACAUCGACCAGGUGAACGAGACGGUGACGGUGAGCUGGGUGCGCGCGCGUGCGCUGGGGCGCGCGGGGGCGGGGCAGCUCGCGCGCCGCCUUACGGACUGGUGCGCCGCCGCGCACGCCGCCGCCAACCUGCUGCAGUCGCGCGCGCCUGAUCUACUCACGCUUUGAAGUAAACUAAUCAUUCAUAUUUUAGGUUUCAGUUUGAAGAACUACUAACUUCACUCCCAGCACUUACAAUAUUUUAUAGAAAUAAAUACUUAUUAUUAU